AUGGACUCUUCUCCCACCGCCGCUGCCCGCCGCGCGGCGGCGAUCGCCCGCCACCUCGCUGGCCUCCCCUUCGGUGCCGCCGCCGCCGUGGCGGGGCUGCAGUUCUCCCCGUGCCUGAGCUACGCGCCCCCGGAAUCGUCCGGGGCCCCGCCGGCGUUCGCGCCGAUGGAGCUCCGAGCGCUCCUCGACGGGCACCACCUGAGGGAGCGCGACUGGGCGUACGGCGCGAUGGAGGAGAGCCCGCUCUUCUGCCCCCGCCGCGCCGGCGGCAAGGUGUUCGUGUCGCCGGACUACAACGAGGGGAAGGAGGGGCAGAGGGAGGCCACCAUGCGCCGGAUCGGGUACCUCACGCGCCGGGGCGUGUUCCGUGGCUGGCUCACGGAGCCAGGGCCCGACGCCGAGCUUCACAAGCUCGCGCUGCUCGAGUGCCUCGGCGUCUACGACCACUCCCUCGCCAUCAAGGUCGGCGUCCACUUCUUCCUCUGGGGAGGCGCUGUCAAGUUUCUUGGAACGAAGCGCCAUCAUGACAAAUGGUUGUUGGACACAGAAAACUAUGUUAUCAAAGGUUGUUUUGCAAUGACAGAAUUGGGUCAUGGGAGCAAUGUACGAGGAAUUGAGACAGUAGCAACUUAUGAUUCCAAAACAGGAGAGUUUGUGAUAAAUACUCCCUGCGAGUCAGCUCAGAAAUACUGGAUUGGUGGAGCUGCUAAUCAUGCUACACAUACAAUCGUCUUUGCUCAGCUCCAUAUAAAUGGAAGAAAUGAAGGAGUCCACGCUUUCAUAGCUCAGAUCAGGGAUCAAGAUGAAAAUGUGUUGCCUAAUAUCCAUAUAGCUGACUGUGGCCAUAAGAUUGGACUAAAUGGUGUUGAUAAUGGUCGGAUUUGGUUUAACAAUAUACGUGUUCCUCGAGAGAAUUUGCUGAAUCUGGUUGCUGAUGUUUUGCCAGAUGGGAAAUAUGUUAGCAUGAUAGAUAACCCAGAUCAGAGGUUUGCAGCAUUUUUGUCCCCUCUUACUCUUGGCCGGGUAAAUAUUGCAGUUAACGCGGUUUAUAUUUCAAAGGUAGGCCUAGCAAUUGCUGUGAGAUAUGCUUUGUCAAGGAGGGCCUUUUCAAUUACACCAGAAGGUCCUGAAAUGCUGUUACUUGAUUAUCCCAGUCACCAGAGGCGCCUCCUACCUUUGCUCGCAAAAGUGUGUAUGAUGAGCAGUGCUAGUAAUUUUAUGAAAAAUGUGUAUGUGAAAAGAACACCUGAAAUUAGUAAAGCGAUACAUGUUUACUCUAGUGCUCUGAAAGCUACAUUAACCUGGCAGAAUAUGACCACGCUUCAGGAGUGUCGUGAGGCCUGUGGUGGCCAAGGUUUAAAGACCGAGAAUCGCCUUGGAAUUUUCAAAGCCGAAUUUGAUGUUCAGUCUACAUUUGAGGGUGACAAUAAUGUUCUACUCCAGCAGGUAAGCAAAGCCCUAUACGCUGAAUUUUUAACGACGCAAAGGAAGAAGAAGCCAUUCAAGGGAUUGGGAUUGGAACAUCUGAAUGGCCCUUGCCCUGUUAUUCCCCAUAGUCUGACAAGUGACAUAUUAAGGAGCUCCAAGUUCCAGAUGGAUUUGUUCUGCUUGAGGGAGCGGGAUUUACUGAAACAGUUCGCAGAGGAGGUAGCUCGCUAUCUGGCACAAGGGGAGAGCAGAGAAAGGGCUCUGAUGCUGAGCUACCAAAUUGCUGAAGACUUAGCUAGAGCAUUUACUGAGCGGACAAUUUUGCAAAUAUUUUUGGAGGAUGAGAUGAAUGCUCCUGCUGGUUCUUUAAAGGAUGUAUUGGGGUUACUGAGGUCUAUGUAUGUAAUGGUGUGCAUAGACGAAUCUGCAUCUUUUCUGAGAUACGGUUAUUUGUCGCGGGACAAUGUAGCCACCGUGAGGAAAGAAGUCAUGAUACUGUGCAGUGAACUCAGGCCCCAUGCGCUUGCUAUUGUCGAUUCUUUCGGAAUCCCUGAUGCCUUUCUCAGUCCACUUGCUUUCGACUGGAUCGAAGCAAAUGCUCUAUCUUCCGGGAGCGAAUGA
This is a messenger RNA of Triticum turgidum subsp. durum (durum wheat), 2049 nucleotides long. The record is from the annotation of a GenBank genome assembly. Lineage: Eukaryota; Viridiplantae; Streptophyta; Magnoliopsida; Poales; Poaceae.